Mycena indigotica is the source of this 2595-nucleotide messenger RNA. RefSeq lists its product as uncharacterized. Lineage: Eukaryota; Fungi; Basidiomycota; Agaricomycetes; Agaricales; Mycenaceae. The coding region runs from base 1 to 2595 and encodes 864 amino acids. The record is from RefSeq and is a predicted model, not a curated record. The transcript has 12 exons.
AUGGCCGAUCAGACAAGUGCUGCUGUUGCUCAACUUUCAAUGCGAGACCGCCGGGCGUACCGGGAAUUCAUGUUUCCACCCGAAAUCAGCAACGCAACACACCAGCCAUUCUUCUCGCUGGAGAACGCCGCGUUGUGGAUUACAGCGUGGGGACUCGAGCUGUUCCUCCUCUGGGAUGACUCCGAGGUCGACGUCGCCGCUUUUGACGCCGAAGCAAUCCGUGGCGAUGAUCUUAUAUCGUUCCGUGACACGAUUUUGCCUCCCGAAUAUGCAGUCCACGAGUUCUUCUCGCUGGACAACGCGAUAGUCUGGGUCCUCCCGACCGCAUAUGCGGCAUACGUCGCGUUUUCAAACUCCCGACAGCGUGGCCGGCCUGCCUUAAUUCGACAGCGCGGCCGGAAUGCAUCUAGCCAGGCAACAUCUCCAGCUCCCUCUCGUACGCGGACCUCAUCAGCGUCGUCUCGCGCCGCCUCAGUGCUCUCCCGUCAUUCCGAAUUCGCUCUUCCGUCACGCUCAAUUUCCCGUGCUAGCCACCACUCGCGGUUUCCUCCUUCGGUCGGUACUGGCAGCUCUUUACCCCCAACGCGAGCGGCCUCGAUUAGCAGCUUCUCUCGCCAGUCAUCUCGUCGAUCGCUCUCCAAUGACUCCGCCAAAUCUCCUCGUUCUUCGUCAAUUGACCCUGCCUUCAUGCGUCGGUCACCAUCCGCUGAUGGUUACUUCCAGCAGCGACAGUCGCGCAGCCGAUCUGGGUCACCCGACCGCAAAAAUGAGCUAGCCUUUCCCCUUCGCGUUCUUCUCCCCGAGGUGCCAAAAACGGUCGACUCUCCGGUACGGCGCAAGAAGUCACCUUCCACAGGUGGGAGAGGCCGACGAAGGGGCACGCAAGCUUCUCAGCCCAACGCUGGCCAGCGCUUCCAGAUGACGCGCGAGCUCAGCGUUGAGCGAGUCAUUGACAUCGACUCAGUACCCCCCACAUGGUCAAUUCCGCGGGACGAUGCGGUUUAUCGUCUUAAACUCGCUGAACCACCAAAUGUGCCGCAGGGAACAAACCGGAAACGCCAAAAGGCCAAGGAAUGGACUAUUGAUGGGUAUAUCAAACACGAGGACCAAGACUCGUGGGGAGGCGGUAGUGCAGGGCACAAGGAUGGCGACGUCUGGGUCACAGGUUUUGCCGAUGACCUGGAUGUCGAGGUGUGGGCACGACGAUCAAGCUACCAUUGCAAUGGGGUUAAUGUAUGCGAACUCGUACCCGAUGAGAUUUUCGCAGAUUGCGAGCGGUACGAUAUUGAUGUAAACGCCAUGCGAGAGCUCUGGCAGCAUGAGCUUGACUCGAAAGAGCGCGAAGCAUCAUCAUAUGGCAGUUUAUUAUUGCGGUUCUAUGCCCGUGUCAUGAACACCAAGUGUAAGCGCAAGGACUGUCCGGGGCAUGCAAUCAUGAUUCUCCUUUCCCAUGGCCCCAAUCAGCUCGGCAAGAUCUACUUUAUUGGUUGCUCGGAAUGGCAUCCAUCGCAGCGGUUUGAGCAUAUAUACAUUCCCAUUCCCGCCAACAUCAACGAAACCAUGUUCAAAUUCAUGUUCGAUAACAACGGCCAACUUCCGGCGGGGCUUUCGGUCACCGAUUCAGACACAUGCUAUAUCACUGCGCACCCGCGCGUGCACAUGUCUGUCUGCCCUGCGGGACACUCGGUAAAUGGCUUUGCGAUAGUCCCCAAGAUUAUUCCGCGGCCAUGUCUCGCCGAAAUUAUCAUGUUCAUUCCUGCUCCAUUUAAAGGAGUUGCGCCACCCGCAUGGCUCGACAAUAUCUGUUUAGUUUACCUUCGCAAUUUCCACAACCACCCAGCGCAUCCACACAGUAAGCCGAGUGUUGAGGAGGAGGCGCGAUUGGAGGCAGUGAUCAAUGCCAUUGGCGUUGAAGGACUUACGAACUCUCCGCUGACCGUUUUAGAUCCGUUAACCAUUGCUGAAUACAACGCACUUGAUGUUUUGCGAAAGGGUGAGCUUCGAGGAGCGCGAAUUCCGGCCCGAAGGGACUUGGACGCCGGCUUAGAGGUUGGCUCGGGGUUGGAGGUCAGCACGGCGCUCCAAGUAGGUACACUGGACAUGGCCGCAAUCGAUGAUUUUGACUUUCAAAUGAGUCCAAGAACGGCCUCGGCGAUUGCACGUGCAAUGGACGAGUAUGAAAGAGAACACGGGGCUGUGCUCACGUCGGAGUUGGCGACCUUAGCCGCCCCUGCGAGCAUGGUAGCAAUGCCGCCCGCAGCAUCUGAGCCUAAUGGCGGCUACACUGGCAUACCACGCAUGGAUGCAAGCGGUUUGGAAUCACUUUCGUCUCCGGAUGGCCGGACCGAAGUGUCUGGUGACACUGUUGGUCUUCUUGACACCAGAAUCGUGGCUGCACCGACUGAAGCAGAAUCACUGACAGAGGCUGCUCACCCUGCGGGCCCGUCCACCUCUGACACAACUCCAGAGGAGCCUCGGAAGCGUCGUCGUGCUGCUACCACAACAAGUGAGUCCGAGAUCCUACCAGAAGGGCAGAAGCGAAAGCGGAAGGACAGUCGGAGAUUGAAACAGUUGGCAUAUUACGAAGAGGAUUGA